Sarcophilus harrisii (Tasmanian devil) is the source of this 2182-nucleotide messenger RNA. RefSeq names its product tektin 5 (gene TEKT5). Gene Ontology annotation, cellular component: microtubule cytoskeleton; sperm flagellum; nucleus. The record is from RefSeq and is a predicted model, not a curated record. NCBI's taxonomy places the organism in Eukaryota, Metazoa, Chordata, Mammalia, Dasyuromorphia, Dasyuridae. The coding region runs from base 77 to 1537 and encodes 486 amino acids. The transcript is spliced from 7 exons. Gene Ontology annotation, biological process: cilium movement involved in cell motility; cilium assembly.
UAUAGAAUCAAGCAUAAUAAUUCCAGAUGCCUGUGACUUCUGCAGAGUUUCGUUGAUAAGAGCUUUAUGGUAGAAGAUGGAGUUUCUUGGAACGACUCAGACUGCCAGUUACUGCAGCCCAAAAAAAUCUUAUGCUUUGUCUGAGUUGCCUCCUGCUACGAUCACUCAGGAGAGUUACCAACCUUAUCAUUUGCCAGGAUACCGACAACCUAACUCAUGGAAGCCUAAUGUAUGUUACAAAGUCUCCGCCAACCAGAGCUGUCCUGCUGAGGGGACCAGAGGCCGGAGUCCCUUGAGGCCUCCCACUAUCCUGCCUGCCCUGCGCACUGCCCUGUUCUCCCGGUAUAGCCACCAUGACUGGGACCAGUCGAACAUGGCCCAGUUGCGUGGGGCUGAAACCUGUCGGCAGUGGGCUAACAGGAUGACAGCUGAUUCUAUGAGGCUGAUGCAGGAUAAAGGCCAGUUGACUGAACAGAUGCAGGAUGGCACCUGCAGAAACCUGUGCCAAAGGCUAUCUGAUAUUGGCUUCUGGAAAUCAGAGCUGACCUAUGAACUAGACAGGUUAUUGAAUGAGAGCCAUGCACUGAGCACUGUCAAGAAGCGACUAGUGUGUGCGGCUGACGAGCUAGAAAAUCCACUGCAGGUGGCCCUCGAAUGUUUGUACCAUCGUGAAAAGCGGAUAGGUGUCGAUUUAGUCCAUGACAUUGUUGAAAAAAACCUUAUCCAGGAGGUUGAUUUGCUAAAAUGUUGUCAAGAUCAAAUAAAAAAACUUGUAGAAAGAUGUGAUGCUCAGCUGCGGGAUAACCGAGAUGCCCAACAUGCACUGGAGAAAGACUUAGCUGAUAAAAAUUCUGCACAGUUUAUUGAAGAGAAGUGCUUCAACCUGAGAAACACAUCAGAUGCUAUCACCUUCUUCCAUGGAGUGGAGAAAGUAGAUGACGCGGUUUCAGUACCUGAGACACUGGCCAAGUUUAGUGAUGAUAACAUUAAGCAUUCUCAAAAUAUGAGAGCCAACUCCAUCCGGCUUCGGGAAGAAGCUGAGAGACUACUGGAAGCCUCAUCAGAUCAAAUAUGGAAGCAGUAUACUAAUACCAACCUGGCAUUCAGCUCCCGAAUUUCUGAGGUGACAGAUGUGAAAAAUAAACUUCAGCUGCAAUUGGCAAAGACACUGCAGCAAAUCUUUCAGACUGAAAAUACCAUCAUGCUUUUGGAGAGGGCCAUCAUGGCCAAGGAGUGUCCAUUGAAGGUGGCUCAGACGAGGCUACAUCACAGGACCCGGCGCCCUAACGUGGAACUCUGUCGGGAUAUCCCUCAUUGCAAGCUAGUGAAUGAGACUUUCACCAUCGAUGACACUUUGAAGACUCUGAAGAUGCGACUGUGUGAGGCGCAGGAUACCUUGCACCUUCUGGUCCUCACCAAGACCCGUUUGGAACAUGAUGUUUCUGUCAAGGCCAACUCUCUCUUCCUCGACAAGGAAAAAUGUAUGGCAAUGCGAAAGACCUUUCCUAGCACCCCUCGCCUAGUGGGUUAUACUUGAAUCUGAGCCCCACUGUACUCCUAACUUGCUCUUCCUUCUCCCUUCCUCACUGCGCACGGAUAAUGGUCCACUCUUUGUUUCACCUGUUAAAUAUGUGACAAAAAGUUGGAAAUCAGAAAAAAAGAAAUCUUCACUUACUCCCCUUUUCCCAUUAUAAGAAAUAUUUAUAAAGUCAAAUAAAUAUACGAAAACCACAUUUUUGGAGUUUAUUCCUUGCUUAAAGAGCCAACUUCCUGGCAGGCAGGCCAUGAGAGAGGGCAAUGUCCCCACAAAGAUUUUGGCAGAAUUUUGCAUGGUUCCAGGGUUAGAAAGGACCUCCUUCUCUCGUAUAAUCACAGUAGUUUAGAGAUGGAAAGGGACAAAAGGAAGGGGGAUGAAUUUUUUUUUUGGGGGGGGAGGCAGGUACAAGUCUUUUUGUGAGGGUGUUUCAAGGAAGACUGGGGAGGAGGAUGGAAUCCAGAGUGAUGGUGGUGAUAAGCCUGAAACAGAUGGUACAAGUAGGAUUGGGGAGUGGGAAGGGAGAAUCAGGCUGGAAAGUUAAAUUGAAGUCAGUUUGGGGCCAUAAACACUAAAUACCAAUGAGAUCCACAGAAAGGAUAAUCUGCAUAGGCUGAAGCUGUUGGAGAAAGCUUCUGGACUCUGAAA